This is a messenger RNA of Daldinia vernicosa, 827 nucleotides long. RefSeq lists its product as uncharacterized. Lineage: Eukaryota; Fungi; Ascomycota; Sordariomycetes; Xylariales; Hypoxylaceae. The coding region runs from base 237 to 653 and encodes 138 amino acids. The transcript has 2 exons. The record is from RefSeq and is a predicted model, not a curated record.
CCCACCAUCUUAAUCACCCCAUUAUAAUUCAAGCUUCUAUCCAAUAGAAUAACAAGAAUCUCUAUCUGCUCGAGCCUCACCAUCGUCAUUGAUACCAAGCUCAGUUUCUGUUGGAUUCUAAUCUAAAACCCACCUCCUACAGUAGUGUUGAGAAUUUCUAAACGCCGAAUCAAGAAACCAAAUCAGGAAAGCUUCUUAAAAUAUCAAAGCUGAUACACUACCACGGCUUCUAAAUCAUGACAACACCAACACUAGAGCCACCCAGAUCCGUAAGAUCGCGCCUCGAAGCAUGGGGAAAUUCACCAUUCGCCCCCACGGGUCUCGCGACCUUAAUAACGGCCGUGCACUCUCGCCCGCUGCAAAUUCGACCCAUGCUUUUCGUACCUAUCCUAUUAUUUUCUAGUUAUGCGAAUCUCCAAGGCUUCAAAAUCGAUAGCGCAGGCAUCACCGCCGCCGCCAGCGGCACCUACGCCCUACUCGCCAUGAGAAGGCGGCCUAGCACUUUCAUGAAUCGCUUCUCUGUCCGGGGGCUAGUUAGGGGUUCUGCCGUUGGUAUAGCAAUCGUCAACACUAUUGCCGCGGGGUGGGUAUAUGCCACAGGCGAUCGGGAGAGGGAGAAGGCCGAGAGGACAGAAAACCCGCGUUGGGUCUAGUAGGGACGAGUAGGGAUUCUGGCGGGAAUGUUAGGUAUAGACAAAAGAAAAUGAAUAUGAUACUGUACGAAUAUCACACAGGGGGGAGGGUCUAGAGAUCGCUUGUACAUAUAUCUACCUGUACGUAUAUAAAAGCUAGACUGGGCGUAUCACGGAAUACAAAGUCACACAUCA